This is a messenger RNA of Oncorhynchus tshawytscha (Chinook salmon), 4718 nucleotides long. RefSeq names its product RUN and SH3 domain-containing protein 1. Gene Ontology annotation, molecular function: protein binding. The transcript is spliced from 11 exons. NCBI's taxonomy places the organism in Eukaryota, Metazoa, Chordata, Actinopteri, Salmoniformes, Salmonidae. Gene Ontology annotation, cellular component: cytoplasmic vesicle. The coding region runs from base 80 to 2287 and encodes 735 amino acids. The record is from RefSeq and is a predicted model, not a curated record.
CCCUGUCCCCCUAGCCUGCCCCCUCAAAGUUUGCACCCUUCUCGCCAACUCUUUACGCCCUGAGCGAUUUGAUUGGCUCAUGGCUUUCUCCCCCGAUGGUGAAACCCUGACCCUGCCCCCGCCCUUGGAAGUUAGAAAAUCCAAUGAGGAAACCCUGAAUAAAUCUACUUCUGGGUCAACGUCAGGGUCGCGUUCAAAAGUGAUGACUUUCAAGGAACUGCGUAACCGUAGCAAACACAGCUCCCCGGCCUACCAACUAAUAACUGAACCGGAUCCUGAUCCUACAGUCAUAACCCCUGACCCUGACUUCCUCUACAACCUCAAGUGGAGGAGGGAAAAGACGGACAGCGACGGAAUCCAAUGGGAGUACACCUCCCAGGCCCAGGCCACCUUCCUGCAACCACCUCCCCUCACCUCAUUGGCUGCUUUUAGGGAAAUGUUCCAGAAAGCAGAGGAUGCAAUUGGACAACCAGAGUUAUGUCCCUCGCAGCGGAUUGGGUGCUCAGCCAGUGAAGGGAACCUGUGGAGGAUGGAUGGACAGAGAAAAGAGGAGGGAGAAAAGAGGAAAGAAGAGGUGGAGGUGAGAGGAACAGCUGAUGGAGGAAGAACCUGGGAGUCAAGAACGACAGCGGUUCGUAGCGUCUCAUUUGCCGGCUCUGUACAGAGAGGUGGGACUUCCUGGAUGGGCGAUGACGUGAAGGCCCCUCUGAGAGGCCUAGGGCUGUCCUCUCUGUGCCUGCUGGAAAAAAGAGCUCUGGUCAGUGCAGUCAGUGUGGCAGUGGAGGCCAUUUUGGCUCAGUUCAGCUCCUCACGGACCCUGGUGCAGAAGUCUGCCUCCAUUAACAAGGCUCUAUCAGGAGACAGCAGUGUGAAUCCGUCUCUGGGCCGGCUGGUGCUGCAGUGUUUGUGCCCCGCCCUGCGGAGCCUGCUCUCCGAUGGCCUCAAGCCCCACCAGAGUGAUUUGAUCUUGGGCAGGAGGCCAAACUCAGCCUGGGGACUGGUCCAGGCCUCCACCAGGCCAGGUAGGAACUCUGGAGCGCAGUACAGAGGGCCCAGCACUCAGUCCCUGUACAGCCUCCAGGCUAGAAUAGGAGAGCUGCCCCAGCUCCGGCAGAACAAACACAGGUUCAACGCCUUCCUCCUCGGCCUCCUCAACAUCAAGCUUAUGGAUUUCUGGCUGUCCCAUCUCCAGUCAUGUGGUGAUGUGUUGGUGACGUUCUACCGGCCCUCCUCCUUCAUGCGUUUGUCAUUGACUUCCUGCCAGCCUCUGUUUGAGGAGCUCCUCCUCCUGCUGCAGCCCCUCAGUCUCCUGACCCUUAACCUCGACCUGCUCUUCCAGCACCACCACCUGGAUCCAGCCAAUCACAGCCCAGAGAUCCCCAGCCCAUCCAAUCAGGACCUGGGGUUCAGGCUCUCGCCCCGGGGGUCCGCAUCCCAAGGCAGUGGCAGCAGCUAUCUCGAGAGCCUAUCAGAGCUGGACUUUGGGAGAGCAGAACCCGAGGCGCUCAAUCAUAAUGCGAGCUCGUCGUCCCUGGCCAACUCAGGGGUGGGAGGGUUGGUGGAGUCACUGAAGCCAGCGAGUCUCAGUGUGGGGCCUGCAAAGGUUUCUGGGCGUCUUGCGGAGACAAGUCCUCAGCUGAUGUGGGUUCAGGAGAAAGAAAUUAGGGAGCUAGCACCUCCUAAUGUUGAGGCCAGUCUCUCCCAACAGGCAGGACAGGUGAUCCAGCAGGGAUGGGGGGCUGUGGUACGCUGGGGGGGUAAGCUGGGCCAGAACCUGGCUGAACUCAGCCUGUCUGCAGUACAGAACCAGGAGGGGACAUCCAGAGACCCCCCAGAGCCCCAGACCAGUACCCAGGCCAGGAGUGACCCUCCUCAGGUUGUUGGAGCAUUGGCGGUCCCCUGGGGUCUGGGACGGCUGUUUGGAGCCUCCAAUAACCCCACGAUACCCACACUUCCAACCAGACGUCCGUCUCAGUGGUUGUCUCCAGGGGUGUCUGUUCUGACCCGGAUGGUGAGCAGCAGUUCCAGCGCUAACCAGAGGAGGGCGCUGGAGCCCCAGCAGGUAGAAGAGGUGUUAGAGAGAGAGAUGGAGGAGACAUGGGACAACCCAAGACCCCUCAGGUCAGUCAGAACACUAUGCGACCACUCUGGCACAGGGGCGGAGCUAAGCUUCCAGAAAGGGGAGGAGUUAGUGGUUUUAGGGUGUGUCGAUCAGGACUGGAUUCGCUGUCGUCAGGGAGACCGAGAGGGGCUCAUACCCAUUGGCUAUGCCUCACUGAUCCUGUGAUUUCAGACACCUGAUCAGAGUCUUGAUUGUUUGAAUAUAUCUGGGGGAGGGAAAAUGAAGUCAUAAAGCUAUAAUGUAUUUAGGCAACCAUAGAGAGGCUGUGGUGAAGUCCCAAUGCUCUCAGAGAAAUAGUUCACCCCUGAAUCUAAGUUCAAAUCACAUGUUUAUAUCUCUAAAGUGGUCCAAAGUCGUAUGUCAGGGUUCCCCAACUGGCGGCCCAUGAUUUUAGUUGGCAAAGGGUUUGGGUUACUUGUUGGACAUAAAAAUACUAACAUCAGUAAAUGUUGGAAAUCUGUUCCAAGGUAUUCCCACACAGAGAGAUGUGAUUGUUUACAAAUCUAAGCAAGGUUUGAAAUGAUUAUAUUUUAGUCAAAUGUUAUAUCUGUUUGGGCUUCUUGCGGUCAAUUUGCAUCUACAAAUGAUUUGUGAUUAUGUUCCACUGGUGGCUGAAUCUAGUUGAUGAUCUCUGGUCUAAGUGAUUUAGUUCAGUCCUUACUCCGCACCAUCUGUUGUGUACAUCCCACUAUAUGCACUGGUAGAAAUCUGCAAAACUCAAUCCCUAAAGAACUGUACCAUCUAAUGCCAUCUAAUUAGGGGGAUUUAAGGAAGAUUUCAUUUAGCUUACCAGAUGGUGUGGAAUAUGGACCCAGCACAACUUCAGACCACUUUUGAAGUGUGAAAACUUCAGACAAACACUUAUCUUGAUGUGGACUAUCCCUUUAAAUGUCCUCCAUUCAUCAUCUCUCUUUGGUGACCACUGAUCUGAGAAGGACUGGAUAAAGCUUUGUAGAAUUCUAUUCAUAGGUUGCACCUCCGUUUACGUCAUACCAAGCCGUCAUCGGCGGUGCCCUAAAGUGGUGAUAAGCCCCGUCACGUCAUACCAAGCCGUCAUCGGCGGUGCCCUAAAGUGGUGAUAAGCCCCGUCGUUCUGAGUCGAACUACUGUUUAGUCUAAAUUACAAUAUAGUGCCUGUGGAAAUACGGUGCCGUUGCUAAAGUAGUCAAAUAUGUAGUAGGAAACAACUUUCCCAGCAUGAUCAUGUCGUCAAAUUGACUUUAGACGGAUGGCAAUGUCAUCAUCUAGCAAAAUUCGGCAAACAUAGCUAGCAAAGCUAUCGUUAGCUAGUUGCAAUCAGAUGGCCUCCCCUCAAUUUAAGCUAGUUAGCUAAUGUUAUACUGCAUUUAAAGUCUAUCUGGUGACAUCAAAAUGAUGACGAAAGAAUUUCCUAAUUAUUAUUUGCCUAUUUUUGAAUGUCAUCCUGGCAACUGAAAUACACUUUCGAUGAAAUCUUCAUCAGCGCUUAUUGAUGAUGCAUUGAGUAGAAUGCUCAGUCGGGCAUCAGUUCAAACGAACGUUAAAAACAAUAUUGUGACGAAACAUGCAACCAAUGCAUUGAGCUUAUCCAAACACUUUCAGAUCAGCAGUCACUAUGGGAAGAUUUAUAGCCUGGUAGCCAGAUUGGUUUCUGCUCGAGACCCAGACCUUGCCGCCAGGCUAACCGGUGAAGGGAGCCAUGGUAGAGUAUUGGAGCGUAGCCCCUGUUAAGUAACGUAGUACCAUAGUGAAAUGUAGCUGUUUUCUGUGUUCUAUUUGACCUUUCACCCCUAUUGAUCUCUCACCUCUUUCGCUUGGUCUCUGUGUGUUUGACAUGUUCCCACUACAAUUAAUAGUCAGUUUAAAAACUAUUUGACUGUAUAAAUAUACAUACAUAAUAUAUAGGUAUAUGAAUAUAGAUUAAUUUAACCGAUAGAUAGAUAACCAAGAGAAAACAGAUAGUCAAACGUUACUAUAGAUAAGGUUGAUCAUGAAUCAAAUUGAUAAGUGAUCUGGCCUUUUAUCCCCAACUCACCAGUCACUCUAUAGUCAUUAUACACACGGACAGCUCCAGUGUUUUUGUCAAUUAUUGGAAUCCAGUGGCUUCAUCUUAGUGUGUGUUGUAUGCAUUGUCUUGACAUCAUAUCCUUCAUAUCUUCAUCAUAACCUGAUGGUCUCAUACCUUUACACUGUAUUUAUUGUAUGAUGAAUGCUUUGAGUGAAUGCAGUGGGGUUGGGCUCAAUAUGGCAGUCAAUUCAGGAAGUAAACUGAAAUUCCAAUUCGAUGAUUGAAAUAGGGGCCUCCUAUUUUUAAUGACUUCUUAAUGAAUUGAAAAGGAGAAGCUAUUUAUGUUUUUUAAUUAGCUGAUUUUAAAUUCAAAUCACUUUCUGAAUCGGCAGCCUUCAAUUCGAAUUGAGCCCAACCCUUGAAUGCAGAAGAGUAUCUAUCUGAAGGACAUUCUAGUAUACAACAGUAUAUAAGUGUAACUGGCAUAGCAAUGCUGUAACUUCAAUCAGUCCACACCUCUUAAACCUCACUAACACAUACUACUCAGUGCUUAUGGAAAUAUCAAUGCUUUGAGACGGACAGAUAAACAGACAGAUAAACAGACAGGUA